GAUGGCGGCCGGCAGCAGCGGUGGCCCGGGCGCUCCGUGCCGGCACCACGCGCAGUUGGGAGCCUGCGAGUCGCGCGCCAAGUACCGCGAGGGGUGGCGGCCGCGCGCCGUGAAGGUUUACACUAUCAAUUUGGAAUCUCGCUAUUUACUGAUACAAGGAGUUCCUGCAUUAGGUGUUAUGAAGGAAUUAGUUGAACAGUUUGCAUUAUAUGGUGCCAUUGAGGAAUAUCAUGCUCUAGAUGAAUAUCCAGCAGAGCAAUUUACUGAAGUGUAUCUUAUAAAAUUCAAAAAACUGCAAUGUGCAAGGGUGGCCAAGAAAAAAAUGGAUGAACGAAGUUUCUUUGGUAGUUUGCUGCAUGUAUGCUAUGCUCCAGAAUUUGAAACAGUCCAAGAAACUAGAGAGAAGUUGCAGGAUAGAAGAAAGUUUAUAGCAAAAGCAACAAAUCAAAGAGAUUGCUUUGUGUUAAAGAAAGUAGAAGGCCGUAAGAAGACAGCCUCAAAGAGCUCUGAGCACGACAGUCCUUGGAGUACAUCGGGAUCACGUGUAGCCAGUAACUGGGAUCCAUCCUGCUUUACAAGUUCUCCUGGGGUAUCCCACAACACAACAUACCCAUCUGGGAAUCAGAAUCAGAGCCUGUUAACAUCUCCACACUACGAUAACAAUUGUGCUGAAAGUUCUGGGUACUUUGGUCACAACACAUCUUUAACUCCAAGUGUACAUCCAGGAGGACAUACUCUACCAGCUUCCUUAAUGCAGCAAAGAAUGGUUCCAGCUUACAAUGGAAUUGACAGGUUUAUGCCUCGUACAACUCACCUGCAAGAACGUAAGAGGAAGAGAGAAGAAGGUAACAAGUUUUCCCUCAUUGGAACAAGUGAGGACAAUACUGAAGUUGUUAUUGGUCCACAACUACCAGAAAUACCUAAAGUGGAUAUGGAUGAUGAGUCUUUGAAUACUUCAGCUACAUUAAUUCGAAAUAAACUGAAAGAGGUAGCAGAUUCUGUUUCAAGGUCUGUGGAAAAGCCAGAGAGCAGCUCAGCCAAACCACUUGUAAAGCAGAGAAGAAGAAUAUAGAUACUGCUGGCAGCAUCUUC
Pseudopodoces humilis (Tibetan ground-tit) is the source of this 1092-nucleotide messenger RNA. It is a transcript of the gene RBM48, whose product is annotated as RNA binding motif protein 48. Lineage: Eukaryota; Metazoa; Chordata; Aves; Passeriformes; Paridae. Gene Ontology annotation, cellular component: nucleoplasm. Gene Ontology annotation, molecular function: nucleic acid binding. The record is from RefSeq and is a predicted model, not a curated record.